Messenger RNA from Cynara cardunculus var. scolymus (artichoke), 855 nucleotides. RefSeq lists its product as uncharacterized. NCBI's taxonomy places the organism in Eukaryota, Viridiplantae, Streptophyta, Magnoliopsida, Asterales, Asteraceae. The transcript has 4 exons. Bases 215 to 598 code for a protein of 127 amino acids. The record is from RefSeq and is a predicted model, not a curated record. Gene Ontology annotation, cellular component: chloroplast envelope.
GGGACCGAACCAAUCGACAUCACAAAAGCCUCUUCUUUCUCUUCUUAAACUCGAUUAACAGCGACCAAAAAUUCGAAAUCCAGCCUCUUUCGCCACUCUAUCCAUACCAUACCAUACCUUACCUUAAUCUUUAUCUUACUGGUUGCAAUUACUCCUUCACCAAACACAAAACCCUUUGUAAUCCUCCCACCACAACAAGCAAUCCAACCCAUUUAUGUCAAAGAAAGGAGGAGCUGCGCUACAAAAGGAUGCGCCAUGGAGGGCACCAUCUACAGGCGUCAAACCCCUCCCCAAAAUCCAUCAUUCCCCUCUUCUUUGUCUCCCUCAGAACCCCUAUACCGAUUAUGCCGUCUCUCUCAUGAAGCACCCGGAUCCAAUUGGACAUGGGUUUGGAACAGAAGCCAUAGUGGAAGCAGCAGGGCCAGAGUGUAUUGUUCCUGGUCAGGUUACACCUGUUAAACUCCUUGGAUUAAAGGUCUGGCCUAUCGAAGUUGACUUGAAGUUCUUGGAACCUGUUGGCAAAGAACUUAAGAAUAUUGGGAAGUUUAUGGAUUCAGCAGUCGAGCUCAUGAACAAAUCAUUCAUGGACCAACGUUAGCCGUUUCAGGGGUUUAUUCUGCGGCCGACAUUAUAAUUAAGAGUACGAGUUAAGUUAGAGUAAAAUCCAGGAGCCCCAAGUGUUUGUAAUAGGGUUUGUUGAUGAUUUCUCAUCAAGUGGUGUGUUGAAAGUAGAGCACAAGAACUAUUUCUGAAAUCUUUGACUUUUAAGGUCAAACUUGUUACUUAUCUCAAACUCGAUACUCAUAUGGAACUAUGGAUUCUUGGUGCAAGUUAGCACCAACAUUUUUCUGUUUC